This is a messenger RNA of Cryptomeria japonica (Japanese cedar), 541 nucleotides long. RefSeq names its product SKP1-like protein 1B. The transcript has 2 exons. Gene Ontology annotation, biological process: SCF-dependent proteasomal ubiquitin-dependent protein catabolic process. The record is from RefSeq and is a predicted model, not a curated record. The coding region runs from base 21 to 497 and encodes 158 amino acids. Gene Ontology annotation, cellular component: cytoplasm; nucleus. NCBI's taxonomy places the organism in Eukaryota, Viridiplantae, Streptophyta, Pinopsida, Cupressales, Cupressaceae. Gene Ontology annotation, molecular function: cullin family protein binding.
UUUCAAUACCCAAAACAUCCAUGGCGAAGGAAUGUAAAGUGAAAUUGAAGAGCUCAGAUGAUGAAAUGUUCGAGGUUGAUGAGGCCGUGGCAUUUGAAUCUGAAACAAUCAAGAAUAUGAUUGAGGAUACAGGCGUGGAGAGCGUCGUGCCCUUGCCGAAUGUGAACAGUAAGAUCCUGGCGAAAGUUAUCGAAUAUUGUAAGUAUCAUGUGGAUGCCACCAAAACCAGCGAAGAAACAAACGCCAUUUCGGAGUUGGAUGUGAAGACGUGGGAUAAGGAGUUCGUGAAGGUGGAUCACGCUACCCUUUUUGAUAUUAUACUGGCUGCCAACUAUCUGAAUAUAAAGAAACUUCUGGACUUAACGUGUCAAACUGUAGCUGACAUGAUUAAGGGCAAAACACCAGAAGAGAUCCGAAAGAUAUUUAACAUAAAAAAUGACUACACUCCUGAAGAGGAGGAAGAAGUCAGGCGUGAAAAUCAAUGGGCCUUUGACUAAAUCUGGAAGUUACUUUAUAUAUAGUUUUGUGGCAUGGGACUUGG